This is a messenger RNA of Prunus armeniaca (apricot), 702 nucleotides long. The record is from the annotation of a GenBank genome assembly. NCBI's taxonomy places the organism in Eukaryota, Viridiplantae, Streptophyta, Magnoliopsida, Rosales, Rosaceae.
AUGUCAAGUAUUGAGAAAGAUGAUGAUGAUACACCUUGGGUUAAAGUGAUGAACGAAAAUGCUCUCUAUCAUAUAUUGGGUUUAAGUGGUAGAGGGAAAUUCUCAGCUAGAGAGAAAAACGGAGAAGAGGGAAAGAAAGAAAACUCAACACUGAAUGAGGGAGCGCGCGCGAGAACAAGGAAGGCUGAACUUUCUACACUGAAUGAGAUUGUUUCGUCAUAUCAAGCUUUGAUUUCAGUCUCACCCAAGGCUAAGGUGUUGGUUAUCUUUCACAUGGCUGAGAGACAAGCGGCAGAUCAGCAGCAGCAUCAAAUUGAUGCCCAGAUGCAAUCCCCACAACCUCAAAAGGAAGACAUGGUUGCCUGUGUGAUAGCACUGGAGGCUGCUUUGCUUCCAUGCUUGCCUGCCAGAGAGCUUCAAGCAAUUGACCGGUCUCCCCACCCUUCUCAUCAGAUUGAUGUAGAGAGGCAUGCCAGAGAUUUUAUGGAAGCUGCCAAAAAGCUUCAACUAUAUUUUAUUGGUCUACAACGUGAGGAUCAGCCAACCAAGGCUGAACAACUUAGAAAGGAGAUUGAUGCGAUGGAAGAGGAGUUGAGGAUAAAGACUGAGCUUAUCAAGAAGCAUGAAAGGUUGAUCCAAGGGUGGAAAAAGGAUCUGAAAGACCAAUUGGACAAGCACAACACUGAGCUUGAGAGGGUGUAG